Megalobrama amblycephala (Wuchang bream) is the source of this 2869-nucleotide messenger RNA. It is a transcript of the gene col9a3, whose product is annotated as collagen, type IX, alpha 3. The record is from RefSeq and is a predicted model, not a curated record. Lineage: Eukaryota; Metazoa; Chordata; Actinopteri; Cypriniformes; Xenocyprididae.
GGUUGCAGCUGAUGAUGAAGAGUGGGCUCUACAGUAAACAGUGGAAUUCUGAGCAUGUCCCGCAGCGAGAUCCGUCUCUGUUGAGCUCAUGUCCACCCCCUCCGCCGGACUGAGCGCUGCCCCUUUAUCUUGCAAUCAUACUGAGAGUUAUCCAGCACAGGGCACAGGACUGAGGGGAGGACAGGAGCCAUGGCCGUGUUCUCAGCGCUUCAUUUACUUUUUCUGUUCCAGCUGUUAACAUCGUCACUCGCCCAGGAGAGGCCGGGUCCUCGCGGCACACCUGGAGCGCCAGGGCCACCAGGACCCCCAGGGAAAGAUGGCAUCGAUGGUAAACCUGGCCCUGCUGGACUUCCUGGAAAGCCUGGGCCGAAAGGAAAAGCGGGAGCCCCUGGGGCCGCAGGGAUCCCGGGACUGCCUGGCCUCCCUGGUGUGGAUGGUUUGACCGGUCCGGACGGUCCAGCUGGCAAAGAUGGACCCCCAGGAGCAGCAGGAGACCCAGGACCUCCCGGACCAGGUGGACCCCCUGGCAGAGGCAGACCAGGAGCUCUGGGUCUUGCUGGAGAGAAUGGGCUUCCAGGUGCAGGACCUCAGGGGCCGCCGGGGCCUGAGGGUCUUCCAGGACUUCCUGGUCUUCCAGGCUUAGAUGGACCUCCUGGACUUCCAGGAACUCUUCCUGAAGGCAAUGGAGAUCUGCUGUGUCCGGCCAUCUGUCCUCCGGGUCCUCCUGGACCACCUGGAAUGCCUGGAUUCAAGGGUCAUACAGGUCAUAAAGGAAGCAAGGGAGAGUUGGGGAAAGAUGGUGAGAAGGGUGAUCAGGGCCCGCCUGGUCCGCCAGGAAUCCCAGGGACCGUGGGUUUACAGGGCUCUCGAGGGCUGAGGGGGCUGCAGGGUCCAGUCGGAGCAGUAGGAGACAGAGGAUUGCCUGGUUUCAGAGGAAAGCCUGGAAUUGCUGGCAUCAUUGGAAAAACCGGUGAUGUUGGUGAAAAAGGACCUCAAGGUUUCAAAGGGCCCAAAGGAGAGAUAGGAAAAAUAGGCCCCAAGGGAGUACCUGGAGGUGCAGGACCUAAAGGCGAACCUGGCAUCCCUGGCAGGGAUGGGAAGGAUGGGACUCAAGGACUAGAUGGUGAAAAGGGGGAUGCUGGUAGACCUGGAGUACCUGGUGAGAAAGGACCUAAUGGUCUGCCUGGUUUGCCAGGAAAAGCUGGUGCAAAAGGUGCCAAAGGAGUAGUGGGCAAUCCAGGAGAGAUGGGAGAAGCAGGACCAUCUGGAGAGCCAGGUAUACCUGGUGAGAUUGGCAUCCCUGGAGAGAGAGGAGAGACUGGACCCAGAGGAGUGGCUGGUGGCAUUGGACUACCUGGAACUGGACCCCAAGGUGUUAAAGGAUUCCAGGGUGUGAAAGGAGCUCUAGGUGAUCCAGGUCUGCCUGGCCCAACAGGAAUCAGAGGCGGGUUUGGUGAGAGGGGUCCAGUUGGAGCUGGAGGGCCUAAAGGAGAUAUGGGAGUUGCUGGAAGUGAUGGUUUACCAGGGGAGAACGGAGAGCCCGGUCCAUAUGGUCCUGUCGGCCAGAAAGGAGAGGCUGGUAAGCGUGGUGAACUGGGAGCCAAAGGAGUUGUCGGACCACAGGGAGAGAUUGGAGGCAGAGGGGCACCUGGAAAACCAGGACCAAUGGGAUUCCAGGGAGAACAAGGUUUUCCAGGGGUUGCUGGAAAGACCGGUGUUCCUGGUAAACUGGCUAGUGAGCAACACAUCAGGGAACUGUGUGGCUCAAUGAUUGAUGAUCAGAUAGCUCAGCUAGCUGCUAACCUGAGAAGACCCCUGGCUCCUGGUGCCGUGGGACGUCCAGGACCAGCUGGACCUCCAGGAAAGCAAGGAGAAGUUGGAUCCAUUGGUCACCCUGGAGCCCUUGGCCCGCCAGGCUAUAGAGGACUGCCAGGAGAUCUGGGUGAUCCUGGUCCUCGAGGGGAUGUUGGUGAACCAGGUGAUAAGGGCCCCAUAGGUAAAGCGAUCGAAGGGCCCAUUGGAGAUCAGGGUGACCAGGGUCUGCCAGGCGUGAAUGGCAUCGUCAAAGAUGGCCGUGAUGGAGCACCUGGAGAUCCAGGAGAACCAGGAGAAGCCGGAAGAGCCGGCAGACCAGGACACCAGGGAUCACCUGGAAUCUGUGACACUUCAGCGUGCCAAGGAGCUAUGCCUCAUGGGAAGUCCUCCAACCCCAAGAACCAUUAACACCAGAAAGAACAGAUUCCCUUUCAGGAAUGCUUUGGGAGGAGAAACGAAACUGAAGAAGUGUCAGUGGACAUCAAAGCAGCGUUUUUCAGAGCUGAACAAACGUCGAGAGUGGAAUGUUCAAGAUUCCAUCAGUGUAACUCAAGAACAUCCACAGGCUUGAAGUACAAAUGUGUAGAUACAACAGAAGACCAAAUACAUCACACCGUGGAACCAGUUGAUGUAAAAAAAAAAAAAAAAAAAAAAAAAAAAAAAUUCAAUCCUUGUAACGACUCUGUUAGAAGUGUCUUUGUCCAGCACCCAUUAAAAGUGUAAUGCUCUAAUGAAGUACAACGUUGAGCUUCAUAAGGGGUUUUACAGAACCGCAAAAUCUGAACUGAGGCAAGAACAGUAAAAAACUGGAGGCUUGUUUGAGGCAUCAAGAAAUGAACACAGAUAUAUUGGAUGUAUUACUGCAAACUGAUUUACUUUUUUCCAUUUUAUUCUUACAUUUAGUUCUUAAACGUUUAAAAUUCCGUCACCGUUUGAUGAAUGAGACGCUUCAGACACACUUACUGUAAAAUAUGUCAUUGGCCAUCUGUGGGCUUUAUCAACCGUAUCCACUAGAUACUGGUGCUGUAACUAUUAAAUAUGAUUUUAAAUACUA